This is a messenger RNA of Ananas comosus (pineapple), 954 nucleotides long. RefSeq lists its product as uncharacterized. Lineage: Eukaryota; Viridiplantae; Streptophyta; Magnoliopsida; Poales; Bromeliaceae. The transcript has 3 exons. Gene Ontology annotation, cellular component: mitochondrial matrix. The record is from RefSeq and is a predicted model, not a curated record. Bases 68 to 793 code for a protein of 241 amino acids.
GAUUCGAUCAUCGUCCCAAAACCCUCGCUAAACCCUUCAUCUCCAUUUCUCCUCUUCGCGCCCCCCCAUGGCUCGCUUCGUCUCCUCCUCUCGACGCCUCCUCCGCCUCAAAACCCUAACCCUAACUCCUCCUCCUCCGCGCCCCUCCUCCUCCUCCUCCUCCUCCUCCUCCUCCCGCUCCUACAUCUCCGAGAUGCGCCGCUCCGCCUUCAAAGAGAACCUCCUCCGCAUCCUCCGCACCGAGAUCGCCUACGAGUCCGAAUCCCGCCCCCCCAACCCGGCGGCGGCGGCUGCGGCGAGGUUCGACCUGUUCUCGGUCGACGAUCGCCCCGGGGAGCAGUGGAUUCGGCUGGUGCGGAAGCGCCGCGGGGGCGAGGAGGAGGUUAAGAUCGAUGCUACCAUGUUCGAUGGGGCGGCUCCGGCGAAGAGAUCGGGGGGAGCGGUUGAGGACGGCGAUGCUCGCCUCCACAUUAGCCUUCUCGUGGAGGUGUCGAAGGGGGAGGAGGGAUCGGGAUCCGUUCUACAGUUCGUGUGCUCGGCGUGGCCCGAUUCCGUCGAUGUGGAGAAGGUGUUCCCCGUCCGCCGCUGCGGCCCCGCGCCCAUUAGGCCUUACACCGGGCCGGAUUUCAAGGAGUUGGACGAGGAGAUGCAGGAAGCCGUGCGGGAUUACUUGGAGGAGAGGGGAGUAAACGACGAGCUCGCUGCUUUUCUGCACGACUCCAUGGCAAACAAGGACCGGACGGAGCUACUUCGGUGGUUGAAGAACGUCGAGUCAUACGUGAAGAAACCGUGAGGUUUAUCACCAUCUCUUAUUGUAAUAUUUUGUUGCUUUUCCGUAGAAGAUGUUUCGGAUCUUUAGUUAGCCUUUCGAACAUGUCGAAUUCAGCAACUAUAUUGUAUCUCACUGGGAAAUUUUAAUGUCACAACAUUUUGGAUGAGAAAUAUCUGAACUGA